Messenger RNA from Erigeron canadensis, 583 nucleotides. RefSeq names its product protein BOLA1, chloroplastic. The record is from RefSeq and is a predicted model, not a curated record. The transcript has 2 exons. Bases 140 to 448 code for a protein of 102 amino acids. Lineage: Eukaryota; Viridiplantae; Streptophyta; Magnoliopsida; Asterales; Asteraceae.
AAAAAUGUUCAAAGCAAAACCCCCAUUAUCUAAUUUCUAAUAAUAUCAGUAGCAGAUUCGAAGCCAAGCAAGCAACGACACACGAUUAGAAAGCAAACCCACAGUUAAAAAAAGUUAGUUGGACAAGCAAUAAAAAAUCAUGGGUUCCCGUGGAGCAAAUGUAAUGCUGUCAAGGGCAAGUAGGAUCAAGUCAAAGCUUCAAUCAGUGCUAGAGGCAAAGGUUUUGGAAGUGGAGGAUGUGUCAUAUCAGCACGCGGGUCAUGCUGCUGUUAAGGACAACACAAAUGAGACUCAUUUUAAUGUGAAGGUCGUUUCUGGCAAGUUUGAUGGGCAGAAUCUUGUAAAACGACACCGUAUGGUUUAUGAUGCAUUGGCAGAUGAGAUGGAAUCGGGUUUGCAUGCACUUUCGAUUGUUGCAAAGACUCCUAAAGAAGCUGGCCUCAAUUGAAAAGGUUAAAAGAUAAAGUUCACGACUCAUUUAUGCAUUUUUAUCCAGUUAUUAGUGGUUACUCAUUGGUCAGUACUUGUAAAGUUUGCAAAUGCUAAAAGCUGAAAUAAACAGAUACUAUAUUCGUUUGUGUUC